Messenger RNA from Capsella rubella, 1111 nucleotides. Its product is annotated as transcription factor MYB44. Gene Ontology annotation, biological process: regulation of DNA-templated transcription. Gene Ontology annotation, molecular function: RNA polymerase II cis-regulatory region sequence-specific DNA binding; DNA-binding transcription factor activity, RNA polymerase II-specific. The record is from RefSeq and is a predicted model, not a curated record. The coding region runs from base 81 to 983 and encodes 300 amino acids. The transcript has a single exon. Gene Ontology annotation, cellular component: nucleus. NCBI's taxonomy places the organism in Eukaryota, Viridiplantae, Streptophyta, Magnoliopsida, Brassicales, Brassicaceae.
UCUCGAACUUGUUUCUGGUUCAUCUCUCAAAACCAAUAUCGCUUUAACAAAAAUAAGUUAUCAAAACCUCCAAAAAUUCAAUGGCUGAUCGGAUUAAAGGUCCAUGGAGUCCUGAAGAAGACGAGCAGCUUCGUAGGCUUGUUGUUAAAUACGGUCCCAGAAACUGGACGGUGAUCAGCAAAUCUAUUCCCGGUAGAUCGGGGAAAUCGUGUCGGUUACGGUGGUGUAACCAGCUUUCGCCGCAGGUUGAGCACCGGCCGUUUUCGGCGGAGGAAGACGAGACGAUCGCACGUGCUCACGCUCAGUUCGGUAAUAAAUGGGCGACGAUUGCUCGUCUUCUCAACGGUCGUACGGACAACGCCGUCAAGAAUCACUGGAACUCGACGCUCAAGAGGAAAUGCGACCAUCGGGGCUUCGAUGGUUCGGAGGAUCAUCGCCCGGUUAAAAGAUCGGUGAGUGCUGGAUCUCCUCCUGUUGUUAGUGGGCCUUAUAUGAGCCCAGGAAGCCCUACUGGAUCUGACGUUAGUGAUUCAAGUACAAUUCCGAUUUUGCCUGCGGUUGAGCUUUUUAAGCCUGUGCCUCGACCUGGUGCGGUUGUGUUACCGCUUCCAAUCGAAACAACGUCGUCGUCCGAUGGUCCACCGACUUCGCUAAGCUUGUCACUUCCUGGUUCUGACGCCAGCGAGGAGUCAAACCGUAGCCACGAGUCAACAAAUAGCAACACUUCGAGCCGCCACAACAAGAACAAUACUUUGUCGUUUUUGCCUUUUAGUGGUGGAUUUAGAGGUGCGAUCGAAGAUAUGGGGAGAUCUUUUCCCGGUAACGGCGGAGAGUUCAUGGCGGUGGUGCAGGAGAUGAUUAAGGCGGAGGUGAGGAGUUACAUGGCGGAGAUGCAGAGAAAAAAUGGUAGUGGAUUCGUUGGAGGAUUCAAUAAUACUGGAAUGAUACCGAUGAGUCAAAUUGGAGUUGGGAGAAUCGAGUAGACAUGUUUGAGAUUUUUUUAGGUAAAUGUUCAAAAUCGUCAUGGAUGAUAAGUGGAGAAGAAAAAAAAAUGCUCUGUUUUUUUCUCCUUUGGAUUAGGCAUAAGAAUUUUGGGUUUUAAGAAAAUGUA